Messenger RNA from Polistes canadensis, 2273 nucleotides. It is a transcript of the gene Dh44, whose product is annotated as diuretic hormone 44. Lineage: Eukaryota; Metazoa; Arthropoda; Insecta; Hymenoptera; Vespidae. Gene Ontology annotation, molecular function: hormone activity. The coding region runs from base 618 to 1106 and encodes 162 amino acids. The record is from RefSeq and is a predicted model, not a curated record. The transcript has 4 exons. Gene Ontology annotation, cellular component: extracellular region.
AGGGCCGUCGACGUUACACGUCGUUAGUACUGCGAACGGUGAGGAACUCCGGCGACGUGCCACCUGUUAAAGCUGCCCCCCUUUUCAUCCCCCUACUUUAUAAUCUUUGAUAAAACUCGAAGAAUAUAAUUACGAAAAGUCCAAUAAAUUAUUUCUUUUUUUUUCAAUUCUUUUUCUCUUAAUCCGUUCGUCGUCUACUAUUUAUUCAUCUGCGGGAAGAUAUCCACUUAUAUUUAUCUUCAUUUUAUCUUACAAUUUUCGGUGAUAUCCAUUAUUCGUUGUCCCGUUUCGAACUUUAAAGUUCGAAGUGGAGAACGCGUAAAAAAACGUGUCUCAGAGAGUUUUGAUCGAAGAAUAAAUAAAUAGAAAAAGUAUAAGAAGGAAAGGAUUUAAAAGUACUACUGGGAUUGAGGAAAUCCUUUUGAAUCGAAAUUCUGGAAAAUCUGGUUCUUCUUUUACCCCUUCGGUCUAUUCUGAAAUCUACUACAAAGGAAAGAAAAGAGUUCUCUUUUACUUUCUGAGGAAAGUUAAAAAAAAAAAAAAGGAAAUUGGACGUUCAUCGACAAAUAAACUUUCUAGAUAAAUAUUUUCGAUCUAUAUUCCGUGAACGUAUAAGGAUGAUCUCGAUAACUAUCAUCCUAGUAACAUCGGCAUUGAUUACUAUGACGCAUUCUGCGCCAAUUGAACAUCUUCAAAAGGAAAACGGUGAUCUUCCGGAAGUACUUUGGCUAAUUAAUCAACAAAUGCCAGAAUUGGAGAGGGAAAUGUACGAUUCCAGCAAUGAUCCCGGUCCUGCAACGAUACUCAGAACAAAAAGAAUCGGUUCGUUGUCGAUCGUUAACAAUCUCGAUGUUCUUAGAGAAAGAAUACUAUUGGAAUUAGCUCGUAGGAAAGCUAUGCAAGAUCAACGACAAAUCGAUGCUAACAGAUUGAUGCUUGAUAAAAUUGGUAAAAGAUCAUUACCAGUUUACGAGGAUUAUUCGUCAUCUUCUCAUCCUCGUAAUUUGGAUAGGAUCUACGAUUGGGUUGGGGAAAGUGGAUCGAUUGUUGGUGAUCGUCAUAAUGAUCAAGAACGCAGGGUAGCAAGCAACGAACUCCUCUGGUAGUAACCAUAACGCGAAAAUCAAUUGAAGAAGAAACCUAUCAAAUUCUAGAUUUGGCAUUAUCGCUUUUACAAAUUUUAACGAGCCGCAUUAUUUCCCCUUUUUGAUCUCUACCCCACCCCCACCCCCCACCCCCAUAUCCACGUUAUUAUAAAAAUUCUUCUUCUUAUAGAAAAGCUUUUACCGAUCACAUUUAUCCGUCUCGUGCGUUUCUCAGGUUCUAAAUAUAAUCAGCUAUUUAUUGGUCAGCGUGAUGGAAAAUCGAAGAAAAUGAAUGAGAAAAGAAUGGGGAAAGGAGAAGAGGAAAAAGAAAACAUCUUAAAAAAUAUCAGGAUUACAGUAAUAUAUAACCGUAAUUAGCUAUAGCAAAGUCAAUUUUAAAAGACGACUCGUUUAAUUCGCGAAUCACAAUGUCGUCUGAACGAAACAGUAUUAUACUUUGUGAUCUCUCUUUCAUUAAUAAUUAUUAAUUAGAUUAUUUCAUCAUUUCGUUGUAAUAGAAUUUUUUUUAGAUAACACGCCACGCAUAUUGUUAUUUUUUAAUUAAUUUUUUAUUUUGUUAUUUAUUUAUUUCUCUCUCAUUUACGGCUAAACGAAACAACAUAAUUUCAUUUCUAUGUUAAACUUAGAGUUAGAUUUAUAAUUUAAAUUCAAGACUUAUGAAACUUUUUCACCGAACAAUAUUACUUUUUAAUCGAACAAAUAUUUUCUUAUAGAAUCUAUACCGUGUUCUCAUUUACUAUGAUAAACUCACUGACAUGCUACACGUUUAGUGUUGUUAAACUCUGAUUUAGAAUUACGAUCAUAUUGAAAUGUUUUAGUUGUGUUUAAAUUUCAGUGAUCAAUCACAGUUUCGGAGGAAUAGAAUUUUUUUAUACCCCUUACAACAAUAUGUGUGCAUCCAUUCAUAUUAUUUAUUUAUUCGUAUAUCUGUAUAAUAUUUAUACUAGUCUCGUAAGUUAUUUGCGUUUAGAUUUUCUUCGCGUUAAUGAUCUCAUGUCAAAGAACUUUUGUAUUCUUUUUAAAGCUCUUUUUUUACGUCCAUUUUUAAUCUGUAUUUCCGAGAAAAAUAAACUUGACAAAUGAUGUAAUUUAUGCGCUUGCUAUGAGGUAAAAUAUUUCGUGAGAGAAUGAUCUAUAUAUCUAAAAAAAAAAAAAAAGAAAAAAAAA